Sebastes umbrosus (honeycomb rockfish) is the source of this 824-nucleotide messenger RNA. It is a transcript of the gene prok2, whose product is annotated as prokineticin 2. The record is from RefSeq and is a predicted model, not a curated record. NCBI's taxonomy places the organism in Eukaryota, Metazoa, Chordata, Actinopteri, Perciformes, Sebastidae.
UGAAAGGCAGGGGCAUUGUCAAGUCAACGUUUUCCUUGGCCUUUGUUUUUUUUUUUUUGGUGAUGCUGGUGUGAGUGAGUCACAGAGUUUCUGAAUGGCAGGCUGGGUUUAUAAACCUCUGCUGUCCCUGAACCAUGAGUUUUUGAAGGCCACUUGUCUCUGCGGUCCGUCACGUUUGUACAUGCAGCAAGAUCCACUAGCCUCAGCAUCCUCACUUUUCAGCCCGGAGGGCACGGCAGCACAGAGACAACUCUUCAUCAUGAGGUCCUUCGUCCUACUGCUCUUCCCCCUGUUGCUGGUGUCCCACGGAUCUUCAGCAGUCAUCACAGGGGCCUGUGAGAAGGACUCUCAGUGUGGAGGAGGGAUGUGUUGUGCGGUGAGUUUGUGGAUCCGCAGCCUCCGUAUGUGCACGCCCAUGGGACAGGAAGAAGACGACUGUCACCCUAUGAGCCACAAGGUUCCUUUCAUCGGGAAAAGACUCCACCAUAGCUGCCCCUGCCUGCCCAACCUGUCGUGUGUCACCGUAGAGGAGGGGAGAUUUAAAUGUCUCUCACGAUACAAGUAUCCAGAUUACUUCCUCUGAGGACCAACAUUUACUGUACAGUUACACUAUUUGCCACUUGCACUGUAACUAUCUGCCUUUAAAAGCCAUUUUUGUUUUGUUUUUUAAUUUAUUUUGAAUAAAGAUAUAUUUAAUAAUGGAUCCUCAUUUUGGUUCAGGUUAAAUUAAAGGUGCUAUUUACAACAGUGAUAACAUUCAGCCACUAGAUGUCACAUUCUCCCUCCCCUGUUCCAUUGCAUUCACUUCACAACAUGUCGUUGCC